Messenger RNA from Aspergillus piperis CBS 112811, 996 nucleotides. Its product is annotated as SANT/Myb-like DNA-binding domain-containing protein. Lineage: Eukaryota; Fungi; Ascomycota; Eurotiomycetes; Eurotiales; Aspergillaceae. The record is from RefSeq and is a predicted model, not a curated record. The transcript is spliced from 2 exons. Bases 1 to 996 code for a protein of 331 amino acids.
AUGUCCGCGACGCUGGCGGAUCCGUAUCGAGAGUAUGCUAUUGAUUAUUCUCAACAUGCUACCUGCAAACCUGAGGAACACGCAGGCACGCUUGUUUACCACUCACAGCAGCCGCAUCUCCAGCAUCACAAGCAGCCCGAGCCUCCAUUCUCUCAGGGGGCCUCUCAUAGCACGACGGCAUUUGGGCAACACCAUGCGAACGCGACCGUGUUGUCAACAGCCACUCCGCAACAAACAGUCCAUGAUAUCUCGCAAAGCGUUGUCCUUGGCCCGCCCCAAAUGCUCCCACGACACCUUCCAGUGCAGUAUCCACCUGCCAGCUUCGACCCGCCUAUUCAGCGCGAGAAGAAACGCCCUCAUUCGGAGACCGAAGAGGAUGGGAACGCCGACCAUGGCCUGCGGCCACAACUAUCAGUCCUCUCAGCCGAUGCCCCUCACGAACCCUCGCAUUCUCCCGAGAUGCUCUUCGGUGUCCAUGGCACAUCAUCUCAGCAGCAUCCCAUGUCAAACCAUGGAUUCGGACCCACGGACUCUGUGGCCCUGCCGCAACAUCACCAUCACCAUCGACUCCCGCCCCAUGCAGCGCUGCGCGCCCCGGGGCGUCAUGGAGUGAAUGUGGAAUCGCCUCCUUUGCCCUCGGGUCCGCCGAGUGUGGUGGGCCAGCCUGGAAUGCCGGAUCCAGCUCCCAGGCCCCGAGGUCCAAAACUGAAGUUUACUCCCGAAGAAGACGCUCUACUGGUGGAGCUGAAGGAAAACAAAAACUUGACAUGGAAGCAAAUUGCAGACUUCUUCCCGGGCCGAACGAGCGGCACCUUGCAAGUCCGAUACUGCACCAAGCUGAAGGCCAAGGAUGUGGCUUGGAGUGACGAAAUGGUACAAAGGCUGCAACGGGCAAUGCACGAAUACGAGAACGAUCGGUGGCGUAUCAUUGCAGGGAAGGUUGGAAAUGGCUUCACCCCAGCUGCUUGUCGCGAGAAGGCUAUGCAACUCCAGUAA